UGGACCCUCUCCGCGUUCAAUCCGCGUUGAGGGUAGAACGGGUAUUUUAUCCAUCAAAUGCCCAGAUAAAGUGCGACCGUAAGAAUAUUGUGGGAAGAAAGAGGAGCGCCAAAUUACGAUAUAAUCUCUGUUGUGCUCUCGUCCUUAAUGACUAUUUUACCCUUGUUUGGGAUGUGGCCAUCACGAAGAGCUCCCUGCGAUAUAAACGACCUAUUCUACCACUUCACUGGUUACCCGCCAAACCUAUCUCUCAAUUUGGGGGUUCGUGUGGGCCUCGAAGUCCGGUCAUCCUUAAGAUGGGACCGGGUAGUUUUCGUGGGUAGGAACCGUGUCGUGCAAUAUCACGAGUGGAUAAGGCUUGGGCUGCUUUGGAGUUAUAAUCGUCAUUUCGCAUAUUUCGCAACACGAAGAGGGUGAGGUCGGCGAAGUAACGCUCCCUUUUCCUCUUCCCAUUCCUUCACGGAUCUCUCUUUCUCUCCUCUCUUCCUUCUCGUCUUUGUGAGGUCGAUUGCGGAGGAGGCAUGGCGGAGCAGCUUACGGACGACCAGAUCGCCGAGUUCAAGAAAGCCUUUAGCUUGUUCGACAAGGACGGCGAUGUUCCAGAGCAUGCUUCUGAUGAUUCUUGGUGUGAUGAUGGGCUUCUGAAUGAAAUCUCAGAUGCUGACUUAAACAGAGAACAGAAGAGGCGUUAUGAUCAAUUUUAUACAGUUAUCGAGAUGGUAUAUCUGCAGGAAAGGAAGCUUCUGCCCAAGAGGGCUUCAACAUUGGGUUUAAGCAAUCUGCAAGCAGUGGUUACAAAUGGGGAAUUGUUAGAGGCAUCACAAGAUCAAUUCAAAGAAAAGUUAGUUAAGAAGCUUGAAGACAGAUGCACGUUUCAAAGUCUUUACAAGCCCGUUCAAGAGAUUUCCACGGACGAUGCUCUGAGAAUGUAUCACUUUCAACUACAACAAGAAAAUAAACAAUCUCAUCAAAGAUCAAAAGCGACAGUAUCAUCGGCAAUCGAAGAUUUUGACUGCAAUAAGUUAGACUUCUUUUUCAAGGAGCUUAUGUUACUUGUAAGUGAGUCUUCUGAAAUCAAAGCAAGUGUUGAUGUUGUAAAAGGAGAGGAAGAAGAAUGACCUUGAUGUUGAAGUACUUGGAGGGAUCGUUCAAAUUCACUUACGUCUGAAUUUUCUGGACAGAUUGUAAUUUUUUGAUGGCCUCAGAUUGCAAUGAAAAGAACUGAACCAUUGCUCCA
Musa acuminata AAA Group (dessert banana) is the source of this 1237-nucleotide messenger RNA. Its product is annotated as calmodulin-like. The record is from RefSeq and is a predicted model, not a curated record. The transcript is spliced from 4 exons. Bases 522 to 1118 code for a protein of 198 amino acids. NCBI's taxonomy places the organism in Eukaryota, Viridiplantae, Streptophyta, Magnoliopsida, Zingiberales, Musaceae.